AUGGGUGUCCGAGAGUUGAAACAAGAAUCAAUCAUAGCAGAUAAUGCAGUCAACCUCAACAGCGAUCUUAUGAGGGAAACUUGUGAAAGGUUCAAGAUAGCUCAUCGAAAUUCCACAAUUUACCGGCCACAGAUGAAUGGAGCAGUUGAGGCCGCAAAUAAGAAUAUCAAGAAGAUUUUGAGGAAAAUCGUAGGCAGUCACAGGCAAUGUUGUAAUACAUGCCGAGGUGGAAAUACCAUCUUUAAGGAUUAUCUAAGAGGUUGGUCUGGACGAUGCAAAAUGGAUCGUAGCAAGCAUGAACAUUUGAUGUUCAUCGAUGAAAAGAGGAUGGAUGCAGUUUGUCAUGGUCAACUCUAUCAGAACAAAAUGACCAAAGCAUUCAACAAGAAAGUCAAACCUCGACAGUUCACACUGGGGCAGUUAGUAUUGAAAAAGAUCUUUCCUCACCAAGGAGAAGUCAAAGGGAAAUUUGCACCGAAAUGGCAAGGACCUUACAUGGUUCGUAGAGUACUCUGGAGGAGCAGUAAUCAUAGCGGAAAUGGACGGUAG
This is a messenger RNA of Solanum verrucosum, 549 nucleotides long. RefSeq lists its product as uncharacterized. NCBI's taxonomy places the organism in Eukaryota, Viridiplantae, Streptophyta, Magnoliopsida, Solanales, Solanaceae. Gene Ontology annotation, molecular function: nucleic acid binding. The record is from RefSeq and is a predicted model, not a curated record. Gene Ontology annotation, biological process: DNA integration. Bases 1 to 549 code for a protein of 182 amino acids. The transcript is spliced from 3 exons.